AUGCGAACCACACAAAAGCAGCCGAAGAAGGGGGCGAGGAGCCCACCCGUUGGAUCCCACCCCAUAUCAGGUCAUCAUAACCAGGGAGCUCGUGGUAACCUGAAACAUCAGCGAACAGCCCUUGAGUCCACGCUCUCGGACAGCCUUGCAAGCGGGAUGCCCAAAGCGGAGGCGCCUGCAAGUGUAGACCAGACGGCUCCGGCUUCUCACAAUGGCGAACUGGCGAGUUCACGAGAAACCUGCAGCACCUCUGCAAACGAUGACACAGUAGAGACCCCUUCCUCUUCAGCUCCGAUGCCUCUUGCUCCUCCUUCUUCUGAGAAGGCAGCACUAACUCUAGAAGAAGCAAAAGCCGUACUGAGAGACUGUAGUGGGAUCGGGAGCCUGCUUGAUAGUAUUUUCAAAGAUAUCCUUGACACCGCCCCAUCACAGAGCACUGCGAAAGAUACGCCUCAAACAUCAUGUGAUGGAGAUUCUACGCCUGAUGGCUGUACUGAGAGGAGCAACGGUAUGAAUUGGGGUAGCGGCAGUAGCCUCAGCGACAGCUGCAUUGACAGCGGGCGUGAGCUGACGUCAGAUGCAACCCCUUCGGUGGUUGCGUUGCCAGAAAGCCAGUGCAACCUUGCUCCGUCGUCAUCUACGCUCAAGUUCGCCGCGCCGAAACCGCUGACUGGAGAGCUAUCCACAGGAAUGGGUAAAACCUCACAAGGCGGAAAAAGCAAGCUGUAUCACGAAGAGUUUGCACACGAGGAUGUGUCCUCUGUGAGCGCACGCCUCCCUGAGGGCGAGGACAGCACUGGCGUUCUAAGCCACACAGAAAAGGAGGAGGGGAGAACACAUGUGCUGCCUGACGGAGGAGCGAAACAGCCACCGUCGCUCACGCUGGAACUCCUCAGGUGUCAAGCCACGUGCGAGGAGGUAGCGAUGAAAAUGCUGAAUCGGUACAUUGAAGCGGAGAAUGAAGACGCGGAGGAGCGUGAGACAUUGGAGAGCCUCAACCUUCGGCCCGGGCAGGAUAUUCCAACGAGUGAAGGGGAUGCUAAUGCGGCAACAGAGAGAAUUAAUGCCAGACUCACGUACAUGAGGCUAACGAAAUCUCUUCAGAACCGGCAACGGGCAACUCACAUCCUGAGUCCGUCUAAGUUAAACCUGAAGAAGCCGAGCAACAGCUCUGUAAUGGAUACGCCGCACCGCGCAGAGUGGACACGAACGCGGCCAGCUGGCAUUCCUGAGAGGACUGCAGCAGAGAAAACUGCAGACAACGAACGCCUCGCGAAAAUGCAGUGGAGACAGAGCUUCCUCCGGAAUCCUCGGUUAGAUCCCAACGCCGCCCCAAAGGACCAGUGCCCCUUCAAGGUUGAGCCUGAAGCGGCCAUUUUCCAUGGCUUCAGGAUAGGCGGCGUGUACCAGCGAAGCAUCACCUUUCGCAACAAUUCGCAUCUGGGCCGUCGCCUCAGAGUUGAAUGUGCAGUUCCGCACAAGGCACUUCGCAUUUCUCCCCUGAUCUACAAGGCUCUGGCUCCUGCCGGAGGACCAAACGGAGCCUCGAGAAGCUCAGCCAGUCUCCCCUCUGCCGCGAACGCAUUCCAACAUCCGCACAAAUCCGGCCCGCGAACGGGAGUCAUUGCCCCAGGGAUGUCCGCGCAGGUGGACAUCCAUUUCGAGCCGACCUCCUUCGAGGACAUUACAGCGCAGCUCCUUCUGCACACCGACGUGGGAUCGUUCAGCAUGGCGCUACUGUGUAGACGAGAACUUCCUCAGCUGGCUGGGUUGCCCUCGGUUCUCGACUGCGGCACCUGCAUGGUGGGCGACGCCCCAGAGGUGCGGUUUCCGGCGCGAAAUGACGGCGGUGAGGCGACGUUUACGAUAAGGUGUCCUCGCGGCGAUCUUAGGGAAGCAGAUGCGCCCGCACAGCCUGAAGCUGAGACCCUUUCUUGCCUCUCCUUCGCAUCGUGCGAGGCGCGUGCCGAUCCAGAGGCUAGCCGAAACGACCAGAGGAUACAAGGAUGCGGAGACACAGGCUCGGCGCCCUCUACGACUUCCUCGUUUGCUGUCGCGCCCAGUUGCUUUUCGCUGAAGAAGGGCGAAACGGCUGAAGUGUGUGUGCGCUUUGAGAGCGCGAAGGCAGGCAGUUUUGAAGGCGCCUUGAUAAUUCACAGCGACUCUGGGCAGACAUGGCGCGUUCACGUCAAAGCCCGCGCGGCUUUGUCGCGGCUCGAGCUGAUGGAAGUCUGGGGUCGUCCGUGGACGGCGCAGAUGCUCUUUGAUGCAGCUGACUGGUGUAGAAAGAGUCUGCGAAACAUGCAGAAGUGCCGCGACCCCAGAAACGACGAACCCCGCACCGAAUCAGGAGAUAAAGAAGAUCAGACAGAGCUCGAAGAUGGCAUCGCUCGGCGCGCUCUCCCACAAACGAUCGACUUCGGAGAAGCACAGGUCGACGGCGGCGUCGCAGAGCGAAGAAUCGUGCUUCGCAAUGGGGGAGAACUGCCUCUGAAGAUGCGGUGGCGAGUGCAUCCGGGGCCGAGCAAGAAAGACGAGAGGGGUGCUCGGGAGCAGAUGCAGAAUCCGUUUUCUCUGAGUCCUUUGAGCGUUGAGCUGGAGCCUGGUAUAAAGCAGGAAUUCGUUUUCUCGUUUCAGCCGUCCAGCCAAAACGCAAUCGCGAGACACCCCGCAGAAGCCAACGCGGAACUCGAGGUUGUUGACGUCACGCGCGGUUCGCUGAGUUUUCUAAGCGACCUGCUCGCGGAGGGCAAUGCGAUCGCCGACAAAGCAGCGCCUCUGCCUCUGUGGGCUGCCGCCGUGUCUCGCCUCGGUGCUCCCGGCACGGUGGGCUGCAGGGAGACCGUCAGUGCAAGAGUGCUGUCGCUGUCCCUGCGGGGGACUCCCGUCGAUGCGAAAGCCGUGCUGGCGCCGUCAUAUCUUGAGCUUCAGCUGCUGCCUUCCCUGACUCACACAGAGCGCUUGCUCCUCGUCAAUCACGGCUCUUGCCCAGCCCCUUUCCAGCUGCCGCCCACCGCGAAACUCCUCGAAGUCCGCCGGAGUGCCGCACAAGCCUCCGUGAGGGGGCAAGGGGGCACAAGCCUCCGCGAACACACCAACGAAAUCGGCGAGGAGCUGCCGGUCUCGCAUGAGGAGCCACGACCACAAAGGGCCUGCCACCCAGCGGGUGCGCCGGCCUGCCACGAAGCCCGAGAGUGUUUGCUCCUCGUGGACGAGAACGACAUCGACGAGCUGAGUCGGCGGGGGUCGCAGCAUGUACGGAAGCAUGGAUGCGCCUUGCAGAAACUCUGA
Molecule: messenger RNA, 3291 nt
Organism: Besnoitia besnoiti
Lineage: Eukaryota; Apicomplexa; Conoidasida; Eucoccidiorida; Sarcocystidae
Exons: 9
Coding region: 1-3291 (1096 amino acids)
Biological process (GO): negative regulation of cell population proliferation
Source: RefSeq, a predicted model, not a curated record